AUGUCUACUCUCGAAGAAGCCACUGCCAUCAGACACACUCUGUCAGAGUAUCACGUCUACCACGAAGGCGAUGAACACGUCUGCCUCACGCCAUUCCUAGAUCUCACCAAGGAGUUCGGAUACAAAAAAAGGCACCACAAAUGGCAAGCAGAUGAUUACGCCUCCCGUCACCGACGAUGCAACGAAUCAAACAGCUAUUAUAUCCAUCGCCCGGUCCUGGCUUUCCACGAUCCACCACGCACAUUACUAAGGGGCAGUCAUAAGCUCGGAAAACCGAUCUGCAUCAUUAACAGCUCAGCUUUUUGGCGUGAUUGGAAUAUUCAGUUCGUUCCCCAGCUGGAGAACGUUAUUGAUCGCCGCGGUGUGGUUAAGUGGGAACGUCGCACGAGACUGGAUAACAGCACUGCUAAUGACGAUCGCGUAUUGAAAGGGUAUAAGGUGCGAUCGUGGCGGGUUUGGGGUGAAUCAGGAGGCGCAUAUCAUCGGAGUGUGAACGCGCGAAGGAAAGCCCUACGGGAGGAAGGGAAGGAGGAGAACAUUCCAUUUGAUCCUGCUAUGGCAGAUGAAACGGUACAUUUAAAAUGGACUUCGUCGCUUAGGAAUGUCCGACGAUAUCAUUUCACAUAUGCCGGUAUUACCUUCUUUUGGGAGGGGACUCGUGACCUACCUGGGGAUGUUUGGUCUAGACGCCUGAUGCCGCUAAAUCACUUGAAACUUAUCGCACAGAUUCCUGGGAGAGAAAAGGUAUUUCUGGCUCAUUACAAGUCUAAUUUCUCCUCUAAGAAAUUCGGACGGUUGUUGGUCUUCGAUUCUGCGAUUUCGAGGCUUCUUGAGGAGUCGGGUAAUACCGCCUUGCGCACGAGCCAAGAUGAUGGGGAGAACCCUUUCGUGGCUGAGCAUAAACAGCCAGAAUCGGAUACGAAGAAUACUAGACUUUACGAUUUGGUCAUAGCGACAUCUAUGUGUAUGGUUAUUGGUGAAUGGCAGAAGCGAUUAACGGCCUGGUUCAUCGUGGUGAUGAUUUUGCAGACUGGAAAUGGUAUGACGAUUGCAGGUGGAGGGGCCUAG
Penicillium pulvis is the source of this 1068-nucleotide messenger RNA. RefSeq lists its product as uncharacterized. The transcript has a single exon. The coding region runs from base 1 to 1068 and encodes 355 amino acids. The record is from RefSeq and is a predicted model, not a curated record. NCBI's taxonomy places the organism in Eukaryota, Fungi, Ascomycota, Eurotiomycetes, Eurotiales, Aspergillaceae.